AUGAGAAAGGAAACAUAUCAUCAAAUUCGACGAAAUGUAAUUCAAAAUGGUGAAAUCAAGAAUAUAUGCAUCUGUCAUAUUGCUGUUCGUCGACUAGCCGAUCUUCUUUUACAUAAAACAAAUUAUGUUGAAAAUAAUAGUGAACAUUUAAAUUCUAUACUUGAACAUUUUCAUAUAAUUGAUGCACAAUGUCAAUCAUCACUCAAGACACUUGAGCAAAAUCGUGAACUAACUUCAUCAAAAAUGGUAGCACAAUUUACUAGAGAAUUAAAUGAAGUUGAAAGUAAAAAUGAUAAUAUUAUUAGCUCAACAAUGUUUACCAAGUCAUCGGAAGUUUAA
Molecule: messenger RNA, 339 nt
Organism: Rotaria sp. Silwood1
Lineage: Eukaryota; Metazoa; Rotifera; Eurotatoria; Philodinida; Philodinidae
Source: the annotation of a GenBank genome assembly